AUGCAUAAUGCAUGCACUCUCAAGACUGAACGACAGCUUCUUCAAGACCUGCAACAAGGCCUCGUUAAACGAGCCUCCAUCAAGACAGCCAGAAGGUCCAGGACACCACGAGAAGGUCCAGGAAACCACGAGAAGAUCCAGGAGGCUACGAGAAGGUCCAGGAGGCUACGAGAAGGUCCAGGAGGCUACGAGAAGGUCCAGGAGACUACGAGAAGGUCCAGGAGACCCCGAGAAGGUCCAGGAGGCUACGAGAAGGUCCAGGAGACAACGAGAAGGUCCAGGACACCACGAGAAGGUCCAGGAAACCACGAGAAGAUCCAGGAGGCUACGAGAAGGUCCAGGAGGCUACGAGAAGGUCCAGGAGGCUACGGGAAGGUCCAGGAGACCUCGAGAAGGUCCAGGAGGCUACGAGAAGGUCCAGGAGACAACGAGAAGGUCCAGGAGACCCCGAGAAGGUCCAGGAGACCACGAGAAGGUCCAGGAGACUACGAGAAGGCCCAGGAGGCUACGAGAAGGUUCAGGAGACUACGAGAAGGUCCAGGAGACCACGAGAAGGUCCAGGAGACCACGAGAAGGUCCAGGAGGCUACGAGAAGGUCCAGGAGGCUACGAGAAGGUCCAGGAGACCACGAGAAGGUCCAGGAGGCUACGAGAAGGUCCAGGAGACUACGAGAAGGUCCAGGAGACCACGAGAAGGUCCAGGAGACCACGAGAAGGUCCAGGAAACCACGAGAAGGUCCAGGAGACCACGAGAAGGUCCAGGAGACAACGAGAAGGUCCAGGAGACUACGAGAAGGUCCAGGAGGCUACGAGAAGGUUCAGGAGACCACGAGAAGGUCCAGGAGACUACGAGAAGGUCCAGGAGGCUACGAGAAGGUCCAGGAGGCUACGAGAAGGUCCAGGAGACUACGAGAAGGUCCAGGAGACUACGAGAAGGUCCAGGAGACUACGAGAAGGUCCAGGAGACUACGAGAAGGUCCAGGAGACUACGAGAAGGUCCAGGAGACCACGAGAAGGUCCAGGAGACCACGAGAAGGUCCAGGAGGCUACGAGAAGGUCCAGGAGGCUACGAGAAGGUCCAGGAGACUACGAGAAGGUCCAGGAGACUACGAGAAGGUCCAGGAGACCACGAGAAGGUCCAGGAGACCACGAGAAGGUCCAGGAGGCUACGAGAAGGUCCAGGAGGCUACGAGAAGGUCCAGGAGGCUACGAGAAGGUCCAGGAGACUACGAGAAGGUCCAGGAGACUACGAGAAGGUCCAGGAGACCACGAGAAGGUCCAGGAGACCACGAGAAGGUCCAGGAGACUACGAGAAGGUUCAGAAGGCAACAAGAAGUUCCUGGAAGCAACACACCAGACAUCAGAAAAAUUCAGGAAAUUACCAGAGGAGGUCAAGAGUCAACGGGAAGGUCCAAGAAGUGACGUUUAA
Messenger RNA from Procambarus clarkii (red swamp crayfish), 1428 nucleotides. Lineage: Eukaryota; Metazoa; Arthropoda; Malacostraca; Decapoda; Cambaridae. The record is from RefSeq and is a predicted model, not a curated record.